This is a messenger RNA of Funneliformis caledonium, 1584 nucleotides long. Lineage: Eukaryota; Fungi; Glomeromycota; Glomeromycetes; Glomerales; Glomeraceae. The record is from the annotation of a GenBank genome assembly.
AUGUCAAGAGCUGAAAAGGGACGCAAACAUUGGUGCAUCAACUUCUAUUGGAUUAGAUUAAAAAGACGCCUUCAAAAAGGAAAAUGUUGUAUCUUUACAGGAGCUGGUGUAUCAGCCGCAAUUCUUAAUCUUGAUCCAAUCCUUACCAAAGAUAAUGCUAAAACGUGCGUCAAAACUGUUGGAAGUUGGAGUGGUUUACUUGAAGCCGUAGCUAAAGAAUUUUUCAAAACGUAUGGUUCAUCCUAUAUUUCCUUGGAGGAUAUUAAGGACUUAUUAGAAUUUAGGAAUAAAAUUGGAGAGAAAAUUUCAAGGCAUAAAAUUUUGACAAAGGAAGAAAAAGAUGAAUUAAAUAAAGCUCUUGAACGUGCAUUUGAAACGGAUUAUGAAUCAUUGAAAACAAAUCUGGUCAAAAAGUUUGCAAAUGAUCAGGAAAAGCACGAUUUGGUUUCCGAGAUUGACGUUGAUAUUAAACUGAUGUCAUUUGUAAUUAAAAGAAUUUGUAAAGAAUUACCAUCAUCCGAUGUUGGUGAAGACGGAAUUGGGUUUAAACUCUUGGGAAGAGUCGCUCUGAAUCCAUGGGGUCAGUAUGAUGUCGUUGAACAAUCAACGCAAAUCAUAAAUGAACUCAUUACCAGAGUUAACAAAUUCACAACUAUUACUAAAAGUGGUAGCGCAUGGGAAAGGGGUUCUAAAGCUUGUCAACAAAGACUUGUUGAAUUAAAAAAUGAAAUUGAAUCUUGUAACCCAAAAGAAGUUGAAAAAUUAAAAUUCUUACAAGCUCGUUAUAAAGAGUUACACACGUUAUUCGAUCAAUUCUCAACCGCAACCAAGGAUUCCCCAUACGCCAAAGAUUUUGCCACAGAUUUCAAAUCCACGUUAAUUGGUAUUGUGUCAACAAACGAAAACAAUCUCAAUGGAACUUUCAGACGCCUAACUGAACUUGCUCUUAGUCAAUUAAAGUCAAACCCACACGCACCAUUGUCAAAAACUUUAAAUCAAUUAUGUGAAAAGAAUGUCCUCUUAACCGCAAAUUAUGAUACGUUCUUGGCCAGUGCAUUAUUCCGAAAUGUCCUUGAUUAUACGGAAGAUUUAUCAGAUAUCAAACAAUUAGAUUUAAUCAUUCCCGACGAUGAUAAACCAGAUUUAGGACUUCAUUCGCGUUUCGUUAUUCAUGUGCAUGGACUUUAUUAUGAUAAAGGCCACUUUGUAAUUUCGGAAGAAGAAUACAAAGAUACAGCAACGAUCUUUCUUAAUUUUUUAAAAAUACUUAUCGUACAAAAGAAACGUUCGUUGGUAUUUGUAGGGGUUGGUGAGGGAGGAUUAACUGAUUGGCAUAUGGCAUAUUUGUUUAAGGAUUUGGCCGAAAGGAAAGAUGCCGAUGAACAUCCAAUUCAUUAUUGGAUCGUGUUAAAAGGUACUCCCUUACCCGGUCCUUCCGAAUUUUCCGAGUUGGAAACUACCGAAGAAGAAAUGAGACCUACUUUAGAUUAUUUUGUUAGAAAGGUUAAGAUUGUAGAAUACGGAACAUCUCACGACGAAUUGUCACCAUAUUUAGAUUAUGUUUUUGAACUUGCAAAAAAUUAA